AUGGAUCUUAUCAGGCGAGACGUGAUGCGCUUCGUGCUGCUGGUGCUAGUCGUGUCGCUGACGGGGCCGGCGGCGGCGGAGGACGAGGAGGAGGCGAACCCCUUCGUGGAGGCGGCCAAGGCGCUGCUGCAGGACCAGCUGCAGGGCAAGGGCGCGGGCGGCGGGCUGGCGGCGGUGGGCGGGCUGCUGCAGAACUUCAUGCAGAGCGACGGCGGGCGCCAGAUCAGCGACGCGCUGCUGUCCGCGGGGCGGACGGUGGGCGGCGGCGGCGGGGGUGACAGCGACGACGAAGCCCCGGGCGCGGACCUGCUGUCGGGGCUGGAGUCAACGACCCGGCCGACGACGCCAACAGAGCAACAUCGGACGUCCAACAACAAACGUGGGGACCAGCGGGAAAGGCGAAGGUCAAUGCGCCGUGCGCGGAAGCAGGCGGACGAGGGCGGGGACGGCGCGGGCGGCGUGGACUGGGGCAGCGUGCUCACCCUGGCCGGCAACUUCCUCUCCAGCCAGCAUCACGCCGAUCACCACCACGGCGGGCAAUCGUCCGGGCUGGAGGGCCUGGCGAGCCUGCUGCCGCUGCUCAUGCAGGCCAACAGCGGCGGAGGCGGCGGGGGCGGCGCGGGGCAGGCGCGCCGCGGCGACGUGGGCGGGGCGAAGCCCUCGCUCUUCGGGCCCGCCCUCGACGCCCUCUACCACUACUGGCUCCACUUCACGCACUCCGAGUUCGGCCAGACGCUGUGGAAGAGCAGCGGGCUCGAGGCCACGUCCAAGCUCUUCACGGACCAGGAUGGGAAGUUCGACAUGGAGAGGAUAUACAGGUCUCUGGAAAACGCCAGUUUCAGGAAGAGGUGGAUUAAGAACUUGUCGGCCUUCGUUGCUGAUUGGGUUGCUCACGUCUCCGAUCCGUCCACACAGGCCAGAUUUUUCUCCACUGCGCAAUUCAUGGGAAAUAGUUUUUUGAAAGCCCAAGGUUAUCCUAAGGCAGCACUUUUUGACCCAGCAAAGCCAGCUGAAUCAUUGAGCAGAAUGGUGAAUUCUGUGUUCAAACGGCAAUUUAAUUUAAAAAUAAACUCUGCUACGUACAUAAAGCCUGCCGUUUCUUACUUACAGGAGGUUUACAGUCUUGGACAAGCUCAAGGUCUAAGUUUUACUCAUCUUUCUUCAAAACAAAUCGAAUCGAAGUUGACAGAAACUAUUAAUAGUGAAUUAAUAGAGCCCGCACUAAGAGUGUGGAGAGCUUACCGUUUUGCUCUGAAAGAGCCCACAUGUGAUAAAUAUGUGAUCUGCUUUGUGAAUACGAAAGAUGACAAGCUGAGCACAGGACUGAAGCCAGGAGUGACGAAGCUCAGCAGGCCAAAUAUCCUGCCGAAUGUAGUGAAUUUCAUGCAGAAGAUAUCAAAGCCACCACAGAAUAUGCUCAUAGUGAACUCUGAAAUGUGUGAAAAUCAAUGGGAAAAUAGCAUCAACGUGACUUUCCUAGUUCAAUAAGAGUUUGUGGGCAUGUUUAUGAAAACUGUGUUUGCCUGAGUGUAUGUGUAUGAAAAAUAAGUAAUUUAAAAAAUGCAAAUUAUUCAAGACUAUUGAGAAGAAGAUUGAAUUAAUGAUCAAGUUGUUGCCUUAAUGUAAUGAAUUUGUGUUGCACCUUCAUCUAUGCAAGUCAGUAGCACAGCCAGGGGGGAGAAUAUGGGGAAUCACAAUACACUAAAUACACUUUUUCUUGAUUAGGGCAUGCAUCUCAUGGAAAAGUCUUUAAUUUGCAAGAGGAUAGGUUGGUGUGGGGAUUACACAGUGUUAUCUGUGACAACAACUACAAACUCUCCCUUUUGUUAAUCUUGGCUCUGCUACUGAUACACUUUCGCAAAGAAAAUAAUUUAGUAUGUUGAGUGACUUGUUUUCAAGCUUUAAUUUAUAAAUUCAUUUUUAAAGAAAUAGAAAAUAGUGUUCACUUUUCAUGUAUAAAUUAAUCCUUAAAAUCUUUUCCAUUAUACAGUUAUCCUGUACAUUUACAAAGUAGAAUUACUACAAAAUUGUCAUGGAUUUUUACUGCAAAUAUCAUAUAAUUUGAACACACAUCAGCAACUGUGAUAUUAUAGAUAAUGCUUUCAACCAUAGAAAGUUCUCUAUUAAAUUAACUAUAAAUGUUCAAGAAUAUCUGAAUUACAAACAUUGAUCAUUUACUGUAUCUUUUGAAAAGAAUACAAAACAGAAAAGCAAUUAGAUAUACUUUCAAUACAACACAGGUACUACAUCAAGCUCUAUUUUUUUAGGUUCAACACUUAAUUUGAUAUGGUAAGAACUGGAGGUGUUUGAACUUGACAAUUUCUUCAGUUAACUGCAAAAAAUUAUAAACUAUACAUACAUUGCAUAUUAUUGUAGUGAGAUUGAAU
Gryllus bimaculatus (two-spotted cricket) is the source of this 2387-nucleotide messenger RNA. The record is from the annotation of a GenBank genome assembly. Lineage: Eukaryota; Metazoa; Arthropoda; Insecta; Orthoptera; Gryllidae.